AUGAAGCCUUUAACAAAAUAUUAUACGCAAGUCUUUGGUAUGGGCCUCGGUAUGGGCGGCCUAAUGGAGUUAUUCCUAAUUAAAUCCAACUACUAUCAAAUGUUGGCGGCAUCGGAAGCCAAACAGAGACUGAAAGAGCUUGAACAGGAGCGUGAAGAUGCGGAUCGAUUAAAGCGUAUCAUUGCAGCUAAUGGCACAAACGCCUCCACAGCUAAUUAA
Mycotypha africana is the source of this 219-nucleotide messenger RNA. RefSeq lists its product as uncharacterized. Lineage: Eukaryota; Fungi; Mucoromycota; Mucoromycetes; Mucorales; Mycotyphaceae. The record is from RefSeq and is a predicted model, not a curated record. The transcript is spliced from 2 exons. The coding region runs from base 1 to 219 and encodes 72 amino acids.